AUGGCCAAUAGUAUUCGUACUCACUGCAUUGGUAGGGUGCCCGAUGGCAAAGCCGAUGGUCCUGAGUGGGCUCGAUGGUCCCAAGAUCGUGACCCUUGCGGGUUCGACCAGGAAGAGAACAAUGUACCUAUGUUCAGAGCAUGGACUGUCAACUCACAGCACAAGGGUGCUAAGGGUUGGAGACGGAAUUGGACCCGUUCUCUUGUGAACCAUUACUAUCACGAAUUAGCACCCACUUAUUGGCUGGAGCAGACUUGGCAGGCAUCCUGCGGAGGACAUCCAGGGCUUGAUUUUUCGAGCUCACCAGGUGAACGACAGACGAUUCUAGGCAAUCGGUGUGUUUCAAGUCGUAAUGGCCCUACCAGGCCACCAAAUUUAGAACUGCCUAAGAUUCCUGGUGGAACAGCUAACAAAAAGGCCAAUCACAUGAGAAGAACUACCGCGGCUUCAUUAGCCCUGCAGCUUACUAUGCCACAGAUAGCAAUUGAGAAUGACAGCAGCGCCAUGGGUUCAAGGCAGCGUAAGUCCAAGAGACUUGGUCCAAGAGUUUUCUGGACGCUUUGCGCCGAGAGAAAGGCUGGAUCAUGUUGUCCCACUUGUAAGGGUUCAGGGUCUCGAACAGGCGGAACGGAUUCCGCACCUUUGGCUUGUACAGCCAACGGGUGUUUGACGGGCGAUAAGUACCGAGCCAAGUCCCAUAUCAGUGUCACCGAGGCGCGCACUGCACCAUUAGCAAACACUGGCGGUUUCAAGCAAAGCAAAAGUGGAAUCAAUCUGUACCGCUAUGUACUGAUCUUCUUCUCAUCGCAAGGAUCCGUCGAUAUGAUUGGACGGCUGGGCUCAUGGCCGUUUACUUUCAAUUUAUGUCGCCAACUGCUCGCAAAUAUGGCGUCACCUAGACCGGGAGAUACAGCUGCUACGCGCCGACUGGGUGGUGAUUGGUGA
This is a messenger RNA of Aspergillus niger, 945 nucleotides long. RefSeq lists its product as hypothetical. NCBI's taxonomy places the organism in Eukaryota, Fungi, Ascomycota, Eurotiomycetes, Eurotiales, Aspergillaceae. The transcript is spliced from 5 exons. The coding region runs from base 1 to 945 and encodes 314 amino acids. The record is from RefSeq and is a predicted model, not a curated record.